This is a messenger RNA of Humulus lupulus (European hop), 519 nucleotides long. RefSeq lists its product as uncharacterized. The coding region runs from base 1 to 519 and encodes 172 amino acids. The transcript has a single exon. The record is from RefSeq and is a predicted model, not a curated record. Lineage: Eukaryota; Viridiplantae; Streptophyta; Magnoliopsida; Rosales; Cannabaceae.
AUGUAUUUGUUUCAAUUUUUUCAUGAGAUUGACAUCACCCGAGUUAUGGAAGGCACCCCCUGGACCUUUAACAUAGCCCUGGUGAUACUAGAAAGACUCAAAGAAGGAGAGAACCCGAGAGGGGUUCCAUUGAAUUCGAUGGAGAUAUGGGUUCAAGUGUAUAACCUUAGAGCCGGGUUUAUGUCAGAUAGAGUUCUCAAAGCUUGUGGGGAUUUCAUUGGUCAGUUUAUGGCCUCAUGUUCCAAAAAUUACACCGGUGUUUGGAGGGAGUAUCUCCGGGUUCGGGUUCGAUUUAACAUCGACAAACAUUUGAAGAGAAAAAUGAAGAUUCUGUACUCAAAGACCGAUUUUUUUUGGUUUGAUUUCAAGUAUGAAAGGCUCCCGUCGUUCUGCUUUAUUUGUGGAAUACUGGGCCAUUCAGAGAAGUUUUGCCACCGUCUGUUUGACUCACCGGAAGAGGAGAUCGCCAAACCAUAUGGUCUGUUCAUGAGGGCCCCAGAUCGCAGACCCAACAAAUAG